This is a messenger RNA of Puntigrus tetrazona (Sumatra barb), 2209 nucleotides long. RefSeq names its product extracellular matrix protein 2. Gene Ontology annotation, biological process: positive regulation of cell-substrate adhesion; extracellular matrix organization. The record is from RefSeq and is a predicted model, not a curated record. Gene Ontology annotation, cellular component: extracellular matrix. Gene Ontology annotation, molecular function: heparin binding; collagen V binding; protein binding. NCBI's taxonomy places the organism in Eukaryota, Metazoa, Chordata, Actinopteri, Cypriniformes, Cyprinidae. Bases 87 to 1775 code for a protein of 562 amino acids. The transcript is spliced from 9 exons.
CUGCUGACAAAGAGAGAAUUUAAGAGGGCAGCUGGAGGUGAGCCUGCAGGUACAUGGUGAGCGUCUGAGCAGAUCGGAUAAGAAUCAUGCAGGCUCUUUUGGUGUUUUGCGUGUGCUUAGGAGCUUUAUCUGUGGAAGGACAAGUCCUGGAUGGACUGAAUUCACUCUUCACAUUUAUAACUGAGACAGAUGUUUCACCCUCGCAGCAUCAACCGGUGGAUUCUUCAUCAGCAUCAAGUGAAAAAGGAACCAAUGAUGUACAAAGAACAAGCCAAGUAAGCGACGCUGCUACAGACACGCAGUCAGUUAUGGGGCGAGCUGAGGCUGUGUGGGUGGAGCUCAAUGCUGUGUUGGAGAGAUGGGGUGGAGCGGCGGGGAAACUGAAUACAAUCUUGAAGGAACUCAAAGAGGAGAAAAAACGCCUCUUGGAUCAAGGGGAAGAGCAGAAACCAAAGAAAAAGGAGGAGGAAGAGGAUGAGGAUGAAGAGGAAGAGGAUGAUGAUGAGGAGGAGGAGGAAGAAGAAGAGGAGGAGGAAGAGGAAGAAGAAGAAGGAGGAGAGGAGGAAGGAAAGGAAGAAGAGACAGCCGAAGAAGAGGAGAAUGAUGCAUCUAACAGCACCUCCACCCAAGACUCAUUACCAGAAGGCUGCCAAGUGGGAGAAGGUCGAGUAUCCUGCAAGCAGAUUGGCUUGUCCCAACUACCAGACAUCACAAACGAGGAAGUCACCAUACUUGAACUGCCUGGGAAUAACUUAACAAGAAUUCCUCCCAGUGGUUUUUCCGGGCUGCCAGAUCUUGAAGAGCUUGACCUAAGUUUGAACAAGCUGGACGACUUCUCUUUCGACCUAAAUCUCUUCACGAAUCUUACAAAGCUGAAAAUUCUGAAACUUGAUGGCAAUGAACUUACAACAGUUCCACAGUUGCCAUCUUCUUUGGAGAAUCUGAAGAUAAACAACAAUAGAUUAAACCAACUGGCUUCACACAGCUUCACAGGGUUGCUUAACCUACAAGUGUUAGAGCUGACAGGAAAUAUCCUGUAUGAGAGCAGCAUUGCACCCUGGGCUUUCAAACCUCUGAAGGCACUCAAGUUUUUACGACUGGAUAAAAACAGAUUCAGUGGUAUCCCAGCAGGCUUGCCCCGGUUGCAGGACAAUCAAAUAGUGGAGGUGCAAGACAGGCUUUUGGAUAAGUGUGUCCACUUGAAGGUGUUAGAUCUCAGCCAUAACCUCCUAAAAGAGAACAGCAUCUACCCUGAGGCCUGGAUCAAGCUGCGGAAGCUGGAAACUCUUGAUCUGUCCCAUAACCAGAUGGCAGUGGUGCCCUCAGAUCUGCCCCGGGCCUUGCGCCUACUCUCUCUGCAGCACAAUCACAUUCACUCCAUUCCUCCAUACUCACUGAGUCACCUCCGCCCAGGCUUACGGUCCCUACACCUCUCCCACAACCUGUUAGAAGAGCACGGUGUGCUGGGGAAGUCAUUUCGUGGUGUUUAUCAAACUCUGGAGGAGUUACACUUGGACAACAACAGGUUUCAGAGGGUGCCACACAAUAUGCGCCAUUUCAAGAACCUCAAGCUACUGCGUCUAGACCACAACCGUAUAAGCUCCGUCCCAGUGAAAUCAAUCUGUAAGGUUAAAAGGACUGAGGAUUCUCCCCUGUCAGCUGUCCAUUUAGAGUACAACUACAUCAAUGUGAUGAAAAUCCCUCGUGCUGCUUUCUCCUGCAUUCGGGAUUCCAACAAGAUCAUACUGGAUCCUCAGAGCCAAACACAGGGCUAGUAAACACCCUGUCACUUGAAUCCUCCCCUCUGCGUCUCCUGUCAGUCACUCUAAGAUUAAAUACUGUAAACACCAUGUCCAUUAAAUCUAUUAAUAGUGUGCAUGCUUCCUCUCCAAAUGCACAUUCGGGUCACGUUCGGCAACCUGUAGCAUAUAAUACAUUAUUCUGUAUGUAAUAAACAUUCUUCUUAUAAGCUUUUGAAACAAAAAAAACUGAAUCUGAAAAAAAAAAAUCUGAUGCCUUUCUACAAUAUUCAUUUAGCAUCUGCAGUGAUUUUGUUAUUAUAUACUUUCGUAUUUAUAUUUGUGUUGUAUUAUUUUAAAUCAUCUUCUGAUGUCACAUUAAAACACAUUAAUGUCUAAAAUGAAACAAAUUCAUGUCUAAAAUGAAAUGUUUUAGUAAAUAUAAGUCUAAAUGUACACAAUUACCGCAA